AUGGCGAUAGUACUCAGACAAAUAUUGUCUUUAUUUCACCUUUUGUGCGUAUUGGACCUUGUUUGCGGAGAAAUUCGGUACUCGAUUCCUGAGGAAUUGGAGCACGGUUCCUUUAUUGGCAACAUCGCUGAGGAUUUAGGCCUAAGCAUUCGAGAACUCAUCACUCGAAAGUUCAAGCUGGUCGCCGAUGAUGCGUUUCAUUUAUUGAAGGUAACCAUUAAUAAUGGCAUUUUAGUUGUGAACGAGCGAAUCGACAGGGAUGAUAUCUGCAAGCAACUGCCGCAUUGUUUUGUUUCUUAUGAUGCAGUUUUAGAAAAUCCUUUAGAGUUGCAUGGAAUUCAAGUGGAAAUAUUGGAUAUAAACGAUAAUGCGCCCAGAUUUACGGAGAAGGAAUACUAUUCAGAAGUCUCUGAAUUUACUGCAACGGGUGCGCUCUUUGCUCUGGAGAGAGCGCAGGACACGGAUGUGGGAACAAAUACAGUAAUGUCAUAUCAAAUCAGCUCAAAUGAACACUUCCGUUUGAAAGAACAAGAAGCCGCCGAUGGAAGUAAAACUGCAGAGCUGAUACUAGAAAAAUCGCUGGACCGCGAACAGCAGUCUGAAUUCCAACUAAUACUGACGGCCAUUGACGGUGGGAUUCCUCCAAGAUCUGGCACAGCGAAAAUUAUUAUUUCUGUACAAGAUGUCAAUGAUAACGCCCCCAUCUUUAGUCAUCAAAUAUAUAGGGCUAAUGUUGUAGAGAAUGCACCAGUGGGUACUAUAGUGACCACGUUAAACGCUGCUGAUUUAGAUGAAGGAAAAAAUGGUGAGGUUAAAUACUCUUUCAGUCCACACGUUCCGCAGAGUGUUCAAGCGUUGUUCAAUUUAGACUCAGAAACGGGACAGAUUUAUGUGAGUGGAUCUCUAGACUAUGAAACAGAAAACGUGUAUUAUAUUGAGGUACAAGCUGUGGACAAAGGUUUACCAGCAUUAAGUGGGCGCGCCACAAUCAUCGUUGAAUUAAUUGACGUUAAUGAUAACGCUCCUGAAAUAAAGGUAACAUCUGUAGCUAACAAUGUGCGUGAAGAUGACGACAUCGGGACUGUAGUCGCUAUAAUAAAUGUCAUAGAUCGUGAUGCUCGUGAGAAUGGGGAAGUUCGUUGUCGACUUCCAUUGAAUAUCCCCUUUAAACUUCAGAAGUCUUUGAACAACCAGUUCAAGUUAGUAAUUAACGAUGCAUUAGAUCGGGAAAGCACUUCGUCGUAUAAUAUCUCUAUUACAGCUUGGGAUGCAGGGUCGCCCUCUCUUUCAGCAAACAAGACGUUGUUCAUUUCAGUCUCAGAUGUUAAUGAUAACAUACCAAGGUUUACUCAGUCAUCGUAUCAGGUAUUUCUCAUGGAAAACAACACACCAGGUGGAUCUAUACUUACUGUUACAGCUUUUGACACCGAUUUUGACAAGAAUGGCGAAGUAUUGUAUUCCCUCGUGGAGAGGCCCUUUGGCGAUGUUUCUUUGUCUGGCGCGGUAUCCAUUAACGCAGAAAGUGGGAGCAUUUACGCACUGCGCUCCAUGGACUAUGAAAUACUGAAGAAUUUCCAGUUCAAUGUUCAAGCAUCUGAUUGUGGAUCACCUGCAAUGAGCAGCACCGCCACAGUAACUGUGGUGAUUUUAGAUCAAAAUGACAAUGCUCCAGUGAUAGUAUCGCCAUCUAAAUGGAACAAUUCCGCAGCGACUCAGAUUGUACACCAGUCAGCAUAUCCAGGACUGGUUGUUUCCCGGAUAAUUGCAACUGAUGCAGAUUCAGGACAGAACGCCCGCCUUUCGUACCAACUUUUGGAAGCUACGGAUCGUACUUUGUUUACUGUGGGAUUUCUUUCUGGAAAAAUUAGACUGUCCCGAAAGUUUAAGAAUGAAUAUAGUCAUAAGCAUAGGCUUUUAAUCUUGGUAAAAGACAAUGGACAACCGAGUCUCUCCAGUACCGCUACAGCUCUGUUUUCACUGCUGCACAAUGCUACCGAAAGCUUCUCUGAACUAACAAAUAAGCCAAAUGAUAACGUUGAUUUUUCAGACUUAAAUUUGAUUUUGAUUGUUACGUUGGGAUCAACAUCUUGUUUAUUUCUAGUAGUGAUCGUUUUGCUGGUCAUUCUAAAAUGCAGCCAAGAUAGAAAUAUUUAUGGUUAUAGUGCUAGAAUGUGCUGUUGCAGUUGUGAGCAUCCAUCUGGCGACUUUAAUCGCAGAGCUGUGCCUAAAGAACUUCUGAAUUAUGUAGGUGUUGGACAGACUUUGCCAAUUCGGGAAUCGCAUAAUUACACUGUUGCACUCUCACCUGAUUCAUCUAGGAGCGAUUUCUUGUUUUCAAAACCGCAUCAUCCCACGUUGCCUCUGGAUAAGUUGAGCGCUUGUGCUGUUGGCAAAGUUGAAAUCGUCGCGCGAAGGUUUGAUGAAAUGGUGGGUUCAGACCUUGUUAUAGUUCGGACCAGCGCUGACAUAACGGCCGUGGGACUGCCAGCGUCUAUCGGUGCACUAGGUGAGGUGGAAAAGGGAGCCCAAUGCCAGCUGAAAUGGUUUAGAUGGCGUACUGUAUCAGGAUUAGAACACCGGGUUGAGGCCUGUGGCGUUUGUCAGCCGGUGUUUGUCGCCCUCCGAGAGAAACUAUCCACGCACAAGUUGGAAUUCCUGGUGUUGAAAUGGGCGGUGGUGGAGAAGCUGAGUGACCAUCUCUCCGUUGCCAAGUUUGAGACCAAGGACGUGACCAAGCUGUCUGGGACUCUUGCAGCGAAGCGUAAGGAAAAGACACCUAAACGCAGAAACUUGGAGGCUAUUCUGGAAGGCGCAAGGACCAUCCGUAACACCGCGUUGCCAUUGCCUGAUGAUAUGGAUGAGGAUCUGGAUUCUGUUUCGGCGUCUGAUUCAAAGAAAGAGUCUCAUACGUCCCCUGGUCGCGAUGGAAUGGACCCUAGUGGACUGAAAGAAACGGCAGAAGUUAUAAGGGAGGCUUUGGUGAUAAUUUACCAAAAUUCUCUGGAAUCUAGGCAGGUCCCAGCGGAUUGGAAGAUGCAGGCUAUCAAGAAGGCAAAUGGAAUGCCGGCCAUUGCUAGAGAGAUUGCAUUUUUAGAGCGGGGAGAUUAUGCUGCAUCUGUACAAGCUGAGGCCGUACCUAGAGAACUGCGUGCAGUUCCGGUCUCUUUCCCUGAGGAAGGAUAUCUUGGCUUUGGAAGCGAUACAGAGGAGGUUCACCAGCAGAUUUCUCCUUGUCGAACGCAGAAUUCAGAGGAAUAUCCCAAUACAUAUUGGCACUAUGAAAUGAACUCAAGUGUUCGCUUUAGUAUGAACACUUUCGAAGAACGUAGUAGGGAAGUGCAAAUCGAUUGCUGCAAAUUCAAGACUAUAUCAUUAAUCCAAUCGAGGAAAAUCAUGCCGACAGAGCUCAGCCACGCAUUGUCUUUCUCGCACCUUGUGUGUGCCUUGCAUCUUGUUUGUGGACAAAUUCGGUACUCGGUUCCCGAAGAACAAGAGCUCGGAGCGUUCGUAGGGAACAUUGCUGAGGAUUUAAGCCUAAGCAUUACAGAAAUAACUGACCGAAAACUCAGACUGCUCUCCGAUGAAAAGCUUCAGCUAUUGAAGGUAAACAUGCACAAUGGGAUUUUAGUAGUAAAGGAGCGGAUCGACAGGGAUGCCCUCUGCAAGCAAACAUCGACUUGCUUUAUUUCAUAUGAUGCAGCUUUAGAAAAUCCUUUGGAACUGCAUCGCGUUGACGUGGAGAUAGUAGAUAUAAAUGAUAAUGCACCAAGAUUUAGGGAAAAUAAGUACAAUAUACAUAUCUCUGAAUUCACCGCAACAGGGGCACUCUUUCCUCUCGCUAGAGCGCAGGAUGCCGACAUGGGAGCGAAUGCAGUUAUUUCAUACAAAAUCAACUCAAUUGAGCCCUUCGGACUGAAUGAAAAGGAAUUAGAUAAUGGAAGUAAAAUUACAGAACUGAUAUUGCAAAAACCUCUCGACCGCGAACAGCAAUCAGAAUUCCAUUUAAUACUGACGGCCAUUGACGGUGGGAUUCCUCCGAGAACUGGCACAGCAGACAUCAUUAUAUCUAUCGUGGAUGCCAAUGAUAAUGCUCCCGUAUUCGAACGCCAUACAUAUCGGGUUAGUAUCACAGAGAACGCACCCACAGGUACCAUCGUGACCAAAAUAAAGGCUGUUGAUUUAGAUGAAGGAGCAAACGGCGAUGUAAAUUAUUCAUUCGGUACACAUGUUUCUCAAAGUGUUCGAGAGUUGUUUACUUUGGACCCAGAGUCGGGGCAGAUUUAUGUGAGUGGACCACUGGAUUAUGAAUCUGAAAAUGUUUAUGAAAUUGAAGUACAGGCUGUGGACAAGGGUGUACCGGCAUUAAGUGGAAGCGCCAAAAUUAUCGUUCAUUUAACUGAUGUUAAUGAUAACGCUCCGGAAAUAAGGGUGACAUCAGUAUCCAGCAAUGUGCGGGAAGAUGAUGCCCUCGGGACUGUCGUCGCUAUAAUCAGUGUUACAGAUCGCGAUUCUGGCGAGAAUGGACAAAUACGUUGUCAGAUUCCCACUAAUGUCCCCUUUAAACUACAAAAGUCUUUAAAUAACCAGUUCAAGUUGAUCGUUAACAAUGCUAUGGACCGCGAAAGCAUUCCGCUGUAUAAUAUCCCUUUUACUGCCUGGGAUGCAGGGCGACCCUCUCUUUCUGCAAACAAAACCUUAUUCAUUUCAGUCUCAGAUAUUAAUGAUAACGUGCCGAAGUUUGCACAAUCUUCGUACCAGGUGUUUGUCAUGGAAAACAACCCACCGGGUGGAUCUAUAUUUACUGUUACAGCUUUGGACCCAGAUUUUGACAAGAAUGGCAAGGUAUCAUAUUCUCUGGUGGGGAGUCCCAUUGGUGAUGCCUUUCUAUCAGACGCUAUAUCCGUUAACUCAGAAAGUGGUUGCAUUUACGCUCUGCGCUCUUUUGACUACGAAAAGCUGAAGAAUUUCCAAUUCAAAGUUCAAGCGUCGGACUCUGGAUCUCCUGCAAUGACCAGCACCGCAACAGUGAAUGUAGUGAUUUUAGACCAAAAUGACAAUGCUCCAGUGAUAGUUUCACCUUCCAAAAUGAACAACUCAGUGUUGACUCGGAUUGUGCCAUACUCCCCAUAUCCAGGAUUGAUUGUUUCAAAGAUAACAGCAACUGAUGCAGAUUCCGGGCAGAACGCACGUCUUUACUACCAACUUUUAGAAGUUACAGAUCGUACGUUGUUCACUGUAGGACUUCUCUCUGGAGAAAUCAGAACGUCCCGAAGGUUUCAGAAUGAAGACCGUCAUAAGCAUAGACUAGUAAUCUUGGUGAAAGACAAUGGACAACCGAUUCUUUCCAGUACAGUUACAGUUGUGUUUUCAUUCUUGAGCAACGCUACUGAAAACCUUUUGGAACUAACAAAUAAGCCAAAAGAUCAGCAGCUUUUUUCCGACUUAAAUUUGAUUUUGAUAAUAGUGUUAGGGUCAACUUCCUCCAUAUUUCUUCUCAUAAUAAUUUUGCUGGUAAUUAUGAAGUGUAAUCAGCAUAAAAAUAUUUACGGUUACAGUUGUAGAAUCUGCUGUCACAGUUGUGUGAAUUCUAAUGAUGAAUAUAAUCGCAGAGCCGUGCCGAAAGCAGUUCUGAAUUACGCCGGUGCUGGACAGACGUUGCCCAUUCGGGAAUCGUAUAACUACCGCGUUACACUGCCACCUGAUACAUCGAAUAGCGAUUUCUUGUUCUUAAAACCGCAUCAUCCUACGUUGCCUCUUGAUGAAUUUCAACGUUCUGGGCGCCUGUAUUCCCUGUCCGUGCGUGAAACAGAUGCCUUGAGUAAGUACAAUCAAGAGUAUCUGGCUGCAGGCAUCAUCUGUCCGUCUUCCUCCCCCGCUGUUACCGGUUUUAUCGUUGUUGAAAAGAAAUACGGCUCCUUACAUGCAUGCAUUGAUUACCGGGGACUGAAUGAAGUCACUGUUAAGAACCGUUACCCUCUUCCGUUCAUGAUCUCGGUAUUUGACCUACUGGAAAACAUGGCGACAGAACUCAGCCACGGAUUGUCUUUCAUUCACCUUGUGUGCGCUUUGCAUCUCGUUUGUGGUGAAAUUCGGUACUCGAUUCCCGAAGAACAAGAGCUCGGAGCAUUCGUUGGGAACAUUGCUGAGGAUUUAAGCCUAAGCAUUACAGAAAUAACUGACCGAAAACUCAGACUUCUCUCCGAUGAAAAGCUUCAGCUACUGAAGGUAAACAUGCACAAUGGUAUUUUAGUUGUUAAAGAGCGAAUAGACAGGGAUGCCCUCUGCAAGCAAAUGUCUACCUGCUCUAUUUCAUAUGAUGCAGCUUUAGAAAAUCCUUUAGAACUGCAUCGCGUUGACGUGGAGAUAGUAGAUAUAAAUGAUAAUGCGCCAAGGUUUAGGGAAAACAAGUACAAUAUACGUAUCUCUGAAUUGACCGCAAUAGGCGCACUCUUUCCACUCGAUAGAGCGCAGGAUGCCGACGUGGGAGUGAAUGCAGUUAUUUCAUACAAAAUCAACUCAAAUAAGCACUUCGGACUGAAUGAAAAGGAAGUAGACGAUGGAAGUAAAAUUACAGAACUAAUAUUGCAAAAACCUCUCGACCGGGAACAGAAGUCAGAAUUCCAUGUAAUACUGACGGCCAUUGACUGUGGGAUUCCUCCGAGAUCUGGCACAGCAGAAAUCAUUAUAUCUAUCGUGGAUGCCAAUGAUAAUGCUCCUGUAUUCGAACGCCAUACAUAUCGUGUUAGUAUUACGGAGAACGCACCAACUGGUACCAUGGUGACCAAAAUAAAGGCUGCUGAUUUAGAUGAAGGAGCAAAUGGUGAAAUAAAUUAUUCUUUCAGUGCACACGUUUCUCAAAGUGUUCGAGAGUUAUUUACUUUGGACACAGAAACUGGGCAGAUUUAUGUGAAUGGAACACUGGACUACGAAGCAGAAAACGUUUAUGAAAUUGAAGUACAGGCUGUGGACAAGGGUGUACCGGCAUUAAGUGGCCGCGCUAAAAUUAUCGUUCAUUUAACUGAUGUUAAUGAUAACGCUCCGGAAAUACGGGUGACAUCAAUAUCCAGCAAUGUGCGGGAAGAUGAUGCCCUCGGGACUGUCGUCGCUAUAAUCAGUGUUACAGAUCGCGAUUCUGGCGAGAAUGGGCAAAUACGUUGUCAGAUUCCCACUAAUGUCCCCUUUAAACUACAGAAGUCUCUGAAUAACCAGUUCAAGUUGAUCGUUAACAAUGCUAUGGACCGCGAAAGCAUUCCGCUGUAUAACAUCCCUAUUACAGCCUGGGAUGCAGGGCUACCCUCGCUUUCUGCAAACAAAACCUUAUUCAUUUCAGUCUCAGAUAUUAACGAUAACGUACCGAAGUUUACACAAUCUUCGUACCAGGUGUUUGUCAUGGAAAACAACCCACCGGGUGGAUCUAUAUUUACUGUUACAGCUUUGGACCCAGAUUUUGACAAAAAUGGCAAGGUAUCAUAUACUCUUGUGGGGAGUACCAUUGGUGAUGCUUUUCUAUCAGACGCAGUAUCCGUUAACUCAGAAAGUGGUUGCAUUUACGCUCUGCGCUCUUUUGACUACGAAAAGCUGAAGAAUUUCCAAUUCAAAGUUCAAGCGUCUGAUUCUGGAUCUCCUGCAAUGACCAGCACCGCCACAGUGAAGGUAGUGAUUUUAGACCAAAAUGACAAUGCUCCAGUGAUAGUUUCUCCUUCCAAACCGAACAAUUCAGCGGCGACUCAGAUUGUGCCCCACUCCCCAUAUCCAGGAAUGAUUGUUUCAAAGAUAACAGCAACUGAUGCAGAUUCCGGGCAGAACUCACGUCUUUGCUACCAACUUUUGGAAGCAACAGAUCGCACGUUGUUCACUGUAGGACUUCUCUCUGGGGAAAUCAGGACGUCCCGAAGGUUUCAGAAUGAUGAUCGUCGUAAGCAUAGACUAGUAAUCUUGGUGAAAGACAAUGGACAACCGAGUCUUUCCAGUACAGUUACAGUUGUGUUUUCAUUCUUGAGCAACGCUACUGAAAACUUCUCGGAACUAACAAAUAAGCCAAAAGAUCAGCUGCUUUUCUCCGACUUAAAUUUGAUAUUGAUAAUUGGGUUAGGGUCAACUUCCUGCACAUUUCUUCUCAUAAUAGUUUUGCUGGUAUUUAUCAAAUGUAAUCAGGAUAAAAAUAUUUACGAUUACAGUUGUAGAAUCUGCUGUCACAGCUGUGUAAAUUCUAAUGAUGACUCUAAUCGCAGAGCAGUGUCGAAAGCAGUUCUGAAUUAUGCCGGUGCUGGACAGACGUUGCCCAUUGGGGAAUCGUAUAACUACACCGUUACACUGUCACCUGAUUCAUCGAAUAGCGAUUUCUUGUUCUUAAAACCACAUCAGCCUACAUUGCCUCUUGAGGAAUUUCAACAUUUUCGGUUUCCUCCGAAAUCUGAAAGACGUGAAGAUAACAGAGCUCUUAGGUUUAUGUGCCGAGAAGUGAUCACACAGGCAAAUCUUACCAACCGCGUAUCAAUUAACUCCAUUGACAAUGGGACGGUACCUCUUGUGGAAUCCAUGUUUGUGGCUUUCGGACAAAUUAAUUACUCUAUUUCGGAAGAAUUAGAGAUUGGUGCCGUGGUCGGAAAUAUUGCUAAUGAUCUGGUGAUGGACGUUCGUGAAUUAUUACACCGAAAACCACAGCUGAUUCUUCGCGGGGGGGGGGGACAAUAUUUCGAGGUAAAUAGACAAAGCGGACUUUUAUUUGUCAAUGAACGAAUCGACAAGUAACAGCUCUGCAAGGAAGUUUCAACUUGUUCUAUUCGAAUUGAAAUCGCGAUGGUAAAUCCGGACGAACUAUUUCCCGUUGAGGUGACGAUAUUAGAUAAAAACGACCAUUCGCCGAUUUUCCCAACGGACGUAAUUGCUCUGCAGCUCUCUGAGUUACUCACACCAGGAGCGCGCUUUCCUCUUGAGAGCGCGCAUUACCCGGACGUUGGUUUAAACUCAGUCGCUAAUUACCACCUUAGCCUUAAUGAUUUUUUCAGCCUUAAGAUUCAGACAAGGAAAGGCGGGAGGAAGAUCGCUGAAAAGGUUCUGCAGAAACAUUUAGACCGCGAAACAAAUCCAUAUUUUCAAUUGGUUUUAACGGCUGUAGAUGGUGGGAACCCACAUAGGUCAGGUACAACUCAGAUUGAUAUUGCUGUUACAGACAUAAAUGAUAACGCACCUGCCUUCGCUCAAGACAUAUAUAAGACCAGGGUGUUAGAAAACUCACCCGUGGGCACCUUGCUAAUAAAACUGCAUGCAAGCGAUUUGGAUGAAGGCCUGAACGCUGAGUUUAAAUAUUCUUUUACUAACUAUGCAUCCCCAAACGUACGUGAGUUGUUCAUUUUGGACGGAGAAACGGGAGAGAUCAAAGUUAACGGCUUACUAGAUUUUGAAACAACAUUUGAUUACGAGCUUGAUGUACAAGCUGUGGACAACCUGCCAAAUGUGGGACAUGCUAAGGUUUUGGUUACUGUUGUUAAUGCGAAUGAUAAUGCUCCCGAAAUAAAACUGACUUCAGUAAAGAAUCUGAUUUCAGAGAAUGCGACAGUGGGUAGUGUAAUUGCUGUAUUUGAAGUAACAGAUAGAGACUCUGGGGAAAACGGGCUCGUUCACUGUCAGAUUUCAGAAAAUAGUCCAUUUACGAUUGAUACGAUUUUGCCGAAUCACUAUAAAAUUAUGACCGGAAAGAAACUUGAUCGUGAAGCAAUUUCACAUUAUAACAUAUCAAUUACAGCAUGGGAUGCUGGAUCGCCCUCUCUUACUAUAAUUGAAACCAUCAGCGUUUCAGUUUCCGAUAUAAAUGACAAUGCUCCACAUUUUGUGCAGUCCUCAUACGAUGUCUAUCUGAUGGAGAACAAUGUUCCAGGCCGAUCUAUUUUCUCAGUUACCGCGUUGGAGCCUGAUUUGGAAAACAAUGGUGAUGUCUUCUACUCUAUACUGGAAAACAAGCCACAACCAUUGUCUGAGCCUUCUUCCUUUGCGGUAAGUUCGAAAAGCGGGAGCAUAUUCGCUCUGCGUUCCUUUGACUAUGAACAAGUAAAGAAUUUUCAAAUCACAAUUUUAGCCCGUGAUGCUGGAUCCCCGCCACUGAGCAACACUGCUAUUGUUAAGAUUAUAAUCUUGGAUCAAAACGACAAUCCUCCAAUAAUAAUUUCUCCACCCGCGUGGAAAAGUUCUAGCAGCAUUUCAAUAGUCCCACAUUCAAUAUUCCCAAAUUCCUUGGUGACGAAGGUAAUCGCAAAUGACAAGGAUUCUGGACAAAAUGCGCGGCUCUCCUUUGAGAUAAUUGAAGCUACCGAUCUUAGUCUUUUCAUCAUGGGCCGUCACACUGGAGAAAUCAGAACAAUCCAAUCUUUUGUCACUGACGACAGCGCUAUACAAAACUUGGUAGUCCUGGUGAAAGACAGUGGUCAACCAAGUCUCUCAAGCUCAGUUACAAUAUGCUUAUCGAUCACAGCGAACAGCAGUGGAAGCCCUUCAGAGCCUGCAAAAAAUCAGAAAAAUGUAACAUAUUUUUCAGAUCUUAAUAUAUAUUUAAUAUUUUUAUUUGGAUCAACAAGCCUCAUUUUUCUUCUUAUAAAUAUUUUAUUGGUUGUCUUCAAAUGUAAACAAGAUCGAAGUAAUUCUAUUUAUCAGAAUUCUGCAGCGUGUUGUUGCUGUACGCAGAGGGAUUCCAACGUUGUCUUUAGUAGAAGAUCUGUUGGAAAUGAAUCACAAAAUUAUUAUAAAGCUGGCCGUAUGCUGGCUAAUUUUGAUCCUUGUCAUUAUACGGUUCGUUUAUCACCGGCCUCAUCCAAGAGUGAUUUUCUAUUUCUGUCGACAUGUCAGCCUACACUACCAUUGAAUGACAUCAGUGCUGAUGAUCUAGUUAGUGAAAUACGUUUGGAAAUUGCUGAACUCGCGAUUGCCGUGACGCGGCUUACAUUACCUGAUGCACACGACCCUGACGUCGGUAAAAAAAAUUCCAUUCGCACCUACCAGCUGACUCCAAACGACGAUUUUGUGUUAGAUGUACAGAUCCGCCAGGAAGCGAAAAUCCCAGAACUGACGUUAGCGAAAGCAAUCGAUCGGGAGAAACAAUCACUGUAUCGGUUGUUAUUGGCAGCCCUGAACGGUGGCUAUCCACAAAGGACGGGCACCACCAAUCAGGAUUUGUAUGUUGACUGUUUAAUGGAUAAAGUGCCAACGGGCACUCUGGUGAUCAAACGUAAUGCAACAGAGUUGGACAAGGGAUCCAAUAGUGAGAUUAUUCAUUCUCUCAGCGGCUAUAAUAAAAUAAGGGUAUUAGAAAUAUUUACCAUUGAUCCUCUGUCAGGCGAACAAAUAUUAAAGGGAAUUUCGGGCUUUGAAAAAAUAAAUAAUUACGAAAUUGAUGUGGAAACUAAGGAUAUGGAUAUUACCGACAACGCACCAAGCUUCCUAAUAUCUUCAUACACCAUUCCUGUCAAGGAAAACAAUGCGCCCGGCAGUUCAAUCGGUAAAGUGGCUGCCACCGAUUCUGAUAUCAACCUGAACUCCCAGCUCUCUUACACUAUUCUGCAGAAAGGCGUUCAAAGGACACAUUCAGCGGCAUCAUCCAUUUUUCUCCUUUGUGUGUGGAAUAUGGUUUCCGGGCAAAUUCGUUACUCCAUUCCUGAAGAAACGGAACGCGGUGCUUUCGUCGGAAAAAUCGGAGAAGAUCUGGGAUUGAGCACAGAGGAGAUAUCAAGACGUAAGUUUAGGAUUGUAUCAGAUGACACAAAACUGUAUUUUGAUAUAAAUCGCAUGAAUGGGAUUUUAUUUGUGAAUGCAAGAAUUGACAGGGAAGAGCUAUGUGGACAGAGUGAUAGUUGUGUGUUGCUCAUGGAAGCUUUGGCAGAACAUCCCAAUGAGCAGUACCGUGUGGAGGUCUAUAUUUUAGAUAUCAAUGAUAAUUCUCCAAUUUUUCCGAACAAAGAAAUCCGCUUAGAAAUUAAAGAAUCCGCCGCACGUGGAGUUCGUUUUGUGUUGGAGCGUGCGCAAGAUGCAGAUGGAGUAAAUAACUCGGUCCGUACGUAUCAACUGACACCGAAUGAGCAUUUCGUUUUAGAGGUUAAAAAUCGUGGAAAAUGGAAAGUACCAGAAUUAGUAGUGAAUAGCAUACUCGACAGAGAAACCCAAUCGAGGCACCAUUUGUUACUCACGGCUCUGGACGGCGGAUUCCCCGAAAGAUCAGGUACCGCUCAGAUAACUAUAUUUAUCCUGGACACCAAUGACAAUCCUCCUAUUUUCGACAAGUCCUUGUACAUUGUUAGCAUAAAGGAAAACGUGCCAUCGGGUACUUUACUGAUUAAGCUAAACGCAACUGAUUUGGACGUGGAUAAGAAUGCAGAGAUCAGUUAUUCAUUCAGCAGUUACAAUGAGCCAAGCAUAACUGAAAAAUUUGCGAUUAAUUCCAAAACCGGAGCGAUACAUACAAAGGAAAGUUUAGAUUUCGAGGAAGCGAAUGUGUAUGAUAUUGAUGUUGAGGCUAAAGAUGGGUAUAUACCGCCACUAAUGUCACACUGCAACGUGCGAGUGGAAAUCAGAGAUGUCAACGACAAUGCUCCCGACUUAACUAUAAAUUCGGUUUCCAGUAUAGUCAGUGAAAAUGUUCCGAGUGGAACUUUAAUCGCGUUGAUCAGCGUGACAGACAAGGAUUCCAACGAAAAUGGAUAUACUGACUGCUCUAUAUUACCCAACCUUCCGUUUGACCUCAAAUCCUCCUUCACUAAUUCUUAUAGACUCAUUACUAAUACUGCACUAGACCGUGAAAAUGCACCUCAGCACAAAGUAAUAGUGACUUGCAAAGACCGGGGGUUCCCACCAUUAUUUACCAACCGAACAAUUGUGGUAAAUAUAUCAGAUAUAAAUGAUAAUGCACCACGCUUUACGCAGCCUACCUACACGGCCUAUGUGACGGAAAACAAUAUACCUGGCAGUUAUAUUGGAUCAGUAACAGCUGUGGAUCUAGAUAUUGGCCGAAAUGCUCAAUUGUCUUACUCCAUUGUAGAGAAUGACCUUCAAUCAGUGCCGGCAUCUUCAUAUCUCUAUAUCAACUCAAACAAUGGCAGUAUUUACUCGGAAAGGUCAUUUGAUUAUGAGCAAAGCAAAAGUGUUCGAUUUCAAGUUCGAGUGCAGGAUGCUGGAUUGCCAUCUCUUUCCAGCACCGCUGUUGUUCAAGUGAUUGUCUUGGAUCAGAACGAUAAUCCGCCGACCAUAAUGUCCUGGAAAACGACGAGCAAUGGAACAUUAAAUAUGCCUCGAUCAGCAGACCCAGGUUAUCUGGUAACAAGGAUCAUUGCUUCCGAUGCAGAUUCUGGUAAGAAUGCUCAACUUUCCUUUCAACUGAAACAAACCAGUAUUCCAGGUCUUUUUGUAAUUUCGCAAAGUUCAGGAGAAAUAAAGAGUGCUCGGAGAUUCAAAGACAGCGACGCCACCAAGCAAGAACUAAUUAUCCAAGUGAAAGACAAAGGUUACCCCGCUCUUUCUGCCUCGACUACCUUAACUUUGACCGCAAUUGAACAAGAGAUAACCUAUCAGCCCGAUUUCAAGGAACCACGUCAAGAUUUAAAAGAAACUCAGAAAUUAAGUUUUUAUUUAAUAAUAUCUUUGGGUACAACAUCUUUUAUUCUGCUUCUGGUUAUCAUCGUGUUGGUUAUCGUAAUUUGCCCACUGGGCAGUAGGGCUGCUUCCGGAGUUCUUUGCUGCUUCGCUGAUUUUUGCUGCACCAAAGAAUUGGAAUGUCAACAUUCUACUGUCCAUCUUCACGGUACACCAGAUUCCCACAUAUUUCCCAGUAUGCUCGAUGUUCACGGAAAAGGAUCCUUUACAGAAACCUACCGUUAUAAAAUUCGAUCAGCACCGGAAUCAUCCGACUUGUACUUCGCACCACACAGUUCAGAAAUGGCAAGAAUUGCUGGAAAGGAAACUGCUUACAUGUCGCAGGAAUAUCCAUUGGCGAGGAGGGUCUGUUCAGAUCAGAUCGGCAGCAUAUUUGUAACAUUUCUUCACUCAAGCUGCAUUAUAACAUAUGCUGGAGAGUGA
Molecule: messenger RNA, 14055 nt
Organism: Hypanus sabinus (Atlantic stingray)
Lineage: Eukaryota; Metazoa; Chordata; Chondrichthyes; Myliobatiformes; Dasyatidae
Biological process (GO): homophilic cell-cell adhesion
Cellular component (GO): plasma membrane
Molecular function (GO): calcium ion binding
Source: RefSeq, a predicted model, not a curated record